AAAAAUGUUUGUUUGAAAUUGAAAAGCAAUCAUAAGGUUGUGUCACUUGUGCUUCAACUUCACUACAAACAAUGUCUUCUUGUCCCUCUCUCUCAUCUGAUGAUUACAGCUCCUUCAGGCCAAAAAACUACUCCAUCAUAAAACACAAGCAAAAAAACAAUCACAUUAUCAUUCCAUUUGAUGUCUCCCUUUCUCUAUAAACCCCCCCCCUCUUCACCCCUCUCCUUUUUCAACAUGACACACCAAGCCAUGUCUAAGUGUGAAAAAAUGGCGGCGGGGGACGAGGCCGAAGACCGGGUGAGGGCGGUGAGCUUCGCGGCCGGGACAGCUGCGUUCAUGGCUUGCAUUGAGCGAGCAUUUAUGGUGUCUGUGUUCAUGCAUUGGCGAGUGUGGGCGUUUCUUGCUUUGAAUCUCUUGCUCUUAGCUAUUCUCUUCACUUCCAAAUCGCAAAACACAGAAUCCAGCCAAAUCCAAUCCAAAAAUGGCGGUGAUGAAGCAGAGAUCAAGAGGAGUAAGAAGGCUAGGCAUAGGCAGCGCAAGCAACUGCUUCCGACUAGUGGCGGUGCUGCUGAGGAAUGCGUUGUGGUGGCGACAGAGGAGGCGCCGCGGGCUGAGGGUGAAGUUGAAGUUGAGAAUGGUGAGAAUGAGAUUGAAGGAAAGUUGGAUGAAUAUGACGAGCUGUCGGAGGAGGAAUUGAAGCAGAGAGUGGAGAAUUUCAUUGCUAUGUUUAGGCAGCAUUUGAUUUGUGAUGCUAAGGGUGCCCAAAUUGUGGGAUGUGCUAAUGCGAUUGCUUCACGUGUAUAUUGAUUCAUCAUGUUUUCAAAGUAGUAACCAACAUAUUUUUUUUUAGAAUAGAGCUUUUUUUCGAGCUCAUGCUUAUUACUACUAUUCUUUCUGGAGUAAGGUCUCAAAAUGGACAAUUGUUAGAGUUUUGAAUGAGCCUGUGGGCUUUAGUUUGUAUACUUUGGAGUGGAAGAGUAUAAAGCUAUUAUACCUGGUUUAAAGUA
Molecule: messenger RNA, 1007 nt
Organism: Salvia splendens (bonfire salvia)
Lineage: Eukaryota; Viridiplantae; Streptophyta; Magnoliopsida; Lamiales; Lamiaceae
Exons: 1
Coding region: 181-807 (208 amino acids)
Source: RefSeq, a predicted model, not a curated record